AUGAGUCUGCAGAUUUUUAGUGCAGAAAAUGGGGAAAACGCAGGAAACAUUGAUGAUGAUCUAACGGCGGAAGACUGUGGCUUUUUCUUUGCACCACCGGAACCUACAGGGAGACCUUCCAUUCUACGCCUGUCCCAGAAAGAAAACUUGCCACCAAGAAGUGUGGCAAAAGCUAUGAAGGUAACCUUUCAAACUCCUCUAAGAGAUCCUCAAACUCGAAAAAUCUUAAGUCCUACCAUGACUGAUAAACUUGAGGCUACUUUCAUGCUUGAUGAUUGCAGCGAAACCUUGGUGGAUGAUCUUUUAUCUGCACCUGUCAAUGUUGACACAUUUCAACAAAACACUGAAGCUGAAGGAAACAAUACAGUGAUAAAUACACAAAUGCCAGAGAAGGUCAGCACAGCUCCUUACCCAGAUGAUGAGAUGCCAGUGAAGAGUCGAGGUUCUUACAAUCUUGAUUUUGAUAACUUAAAUGACAUCAAUCCUUUUCAAAGUUCAGCACAGUUGCAGCAUUCUCCUGGAAGUCUGCAAAGGUCUCCUGUAAAAGUAUCUAGCAGCCCUGAGGGAACUUCUGAAAACAGUCAUGAUUCUCCUCUGCUGGAUGAUACAGCUCCUUUUGCUUCAACCACAGCAAGUGCAGAACGCUCAAGUGAGGAGAAGGCUCUCUUCUCUGGAAAAGAAUCUAUAUUGAGAGAGCUGGAGUCUAACAAAUCCAAGCUGUCCCCUGAGCAAGCAAUCAGUGACUCUGUGCAGGAUGUGAAGUCUGCUUCCACAGAUGUGAGCCAAAUUGAUAAAUCUGGCAACUUAGGUCCCAGUAGUUCUGAUGUAAUUAACUCUUCUAAAACUGGGGAAUCAAAGCUUCAGAAUGUUUCAGUAGCAGAAGCAUCCUCUGCAGAAGAGCUGGCUAUCUCCAAAGGGGAACCUGCAGAAAAGCCUGGUGUCACCAAGGCUGGGCCAGUAAAACUGGAAUUUGACUUUGAUGAUACCACUACUAGAAAGCCACCUCCUAAGAAAUUAGGUAAAAGACCUGGAAUUAAGCCACCUUCCAAAAAAAUUCCUAUUACCAAAACAAAACCAGAGAAUUCUGAAGUGCAAAACAAAAGUAAUGUGGAAGAUCAAAUCCCUGUUCCCAAGGCAUCUUAUAAGUUUGACUGGGACAAACUUGAUGAUCCAAACUUUAAUCCAUUUGGAGGAGGCUCUAAAAUUUCCAGCUCACCCAAAUGCUCUAAGCCUAGCCCUCAGAAAGCUCACCUGCAUGAGGAGCAGGAUAGUACCUCAUCAAGAAAGGAGCCUCUUCCAGUGGAGAAAGAUGAUGGACCAAGUACCUGUGAAACUCUUGAGAAAAAAGAACCCAAAAAGCUGGAAAUAGGCAAACAGGGUGUGGUAGGAGAUAAGCUGAGAACUCGAGGAGACAAGCUGGGAGUUCAAGGAGAAGCUGAACUUCCAGGAGAGAUAGCCAUGGAGAAGCAAAUGAGCCCAUCUAAAAUGUCUCCAGCUAAUGUCCUUUCUCAAGAUAAUUUGGUUUCUGCUGACAGUGGAAAAAAGUCAAUGUCUGCAGAAGAAAUUAAACCUAGUUCCCACAGAACUGAAGUAACAGCGGAUGAGCAAACAGCUAACACGGAGCCUGAAGAGUUCUUCAGACCAUCCUCAGAAGUUCUAGGAAUGGGCAUAGAAAUAGACUAUCUGGAACAGUUUGGGGCUUCAUCAUUCAAAGAGUCUGCCUGGAGGAAACAGUCUCUGUAUUUGAAGUUUGACCCGCUGUUGAGAGACAGUCCGCGAAAACCAGUUUCUGGCAAUACUGAAACAAAUAUGAGUAUCAUGACAGCUCCACUUCAGUGUGGUCCCGUUGCUGAUUUAACUAAAUUGCUUCCGGAAGCUGAAAAGCCUGCAGUGAGUCUUCAAAAUGAAGAAAAACCAAAAGGACUAGAUCUUCUGGGAACGUUUACGACUUCUGACCCAGAUCCCCUAAUUCCAGACUCCCUGACUAGUGGUGUUCCUCCACUCCCUCUUGCUGCUUCCACAAACACUGCAGUGGAUGCUAUUGUAGAUGUGCUAAAAUAUAGCCAAAAAGACAUGGAUGCAGCUGUUGAGCUGGUUAGGAGAGAGGUUCAGGAGAAACAGUUGGAGACACAGGAAUGGAAAAAGAAGUAUGAUAAGCUUCAUAUGGAAUACAAGGAAAUGGGAAAAAUAGUUGCUGAGUUUGAAGGUACAAUAACACAAAUGAUGGAGGAUGCUCAGAAGCAGAAGGAGUGUUCAAAGAAAGAAAUGCAGAGGAUUGUGGAAGAGAAGCAACAAGUUAUUUCAGAUCUGAACUCUAUGGAGAAAUCUUUCUCUGAACUUUUCAAACGAUUUGAAAAACAAAAAGAAGUGCUAGAGGGUUACCGCAAGAAUGAAGAUGCUCUGAAAAAAUGUGCUGAAGAAUACCUGGCUAGAAUUAAAAAAGAGGAGCAGAGGUAUCAAGCACUAAAGGCACAUGCUGAAGAAAAGCUGCAUCAAGCAAAUGAGGAAAUUGCCCAGGUACGAAGCAAAGCUAAAUCAGAGACUGCAGCACUACAAGCUAGUCUUCGCAAAGAACAAAUGAGGAUCCAGUCUUUAGAGAGGAGCCUUGAACAAAAGGUUAGUCAGAAUGCCACGGGUGAGUCUCUUCAAGCUAUUGCCUUAGACUGGGUCAAGAACUACCUUGUACCAGUGCUGGAAAUGGCUGUGCUAACUGUGCUGGCUUUGGCUGCUGUCCUAGCAGUCUUUGGGAAACAGACAUUUGAAGCUUGA
Molecule: messenger RNA, 2769 nt
Organism: Leptosomus discolor (cuckoo roller)
Lineage: Eukaryota; Metazoa; Chordata; Aves; Leptosomiformes; Leptosomidae
Source: RefSeq, a predicted model, not a curated record